This is a messenger RNA of Aspergillus terreus NIH2624, 2448 nucleotides long. Its product is annotated as ankyrin repeat and protein kinase domain-containing protein. Bases 1 to 2448 code for a protein of 815 amino acids. Gene Ontology annotation, molecular function: protein kinase activity; ATP binding; protein binding. The transcript has 2 exons. Lineage: Eukaryota; Fungi; Ascomycota; Eurotiomycetes; Eurotiales; Aspergillaceae. Gene Ontology annotation, biological process: protein phosphorylation. The record is from RefSeq and is a predicted model, not a curated record.
AUGUUUCCCUUCUCGACCACUCGUCGGCGAUCGGUAUCCUUUCAGAUGACCAUACAGAACCUGUUAGACGAUGCGAUCGAGAAACCACAUAUCCCGUUGGAGACCUUUGUCCCCCGUCAGCGCCUCGUGGAGAUAUGGACGACCGAACGACUCGAGGAAUUCGUGCAGUAUCUAAAGCCAGGGGUAGACCGAACAAGCAUUCCGCUUAUCCAGCGGGAGUUCCUUCAAACAAUCUCUAUUCUUAUGUAUAUUGAGUGGGGUGAAUGGCCUCGCUUCAAUGAGAUCUUCGUCGCGCAUACAGAUAGGGCCGGAAGACGCGAUCGCACGGAUUUGCAUAUCCCCCAAUACACCUUGGCUGUCUUGCAGCAGGAUAACUUUCUCGGUCGAAGAGCUGGAGUGAAAUUUCUGAACGCCCAAUAUACCUUCUGCCCGAUUGACAUCGAAAAGGGAGCCAACCUGAUCCGAUCCAAAGAAUGGAGGCUCCCCUUUCUCGAAACGGGCUCUGAGAUCCUCGGUAGGGGAGGAUUUGGACAUGUCACGAAGGAGGAGAUCCCGAAAAGCCAUUUCUUAAUAUCGAAGGGCGUUUUCUCCCAGACCAACCUUGUCGUGGCUAGAAAGGUCUUCCAAUCCAGGGGGGAUUUCCAUCGCGAGAUUCGAAUUCUCAAUGAGAUCCGGAGUAGCCUUUCCCAGCAUGACCGCGUGGCGCUUCACCUCUCAACAGUGACGGUCGGAGACGAGUUCCAUAUCCUGUCGCCCGUCGCCGACAUGGACCUGGAGAAGUUCCUGAAUGGUGGCCACCUCCCCCCAGAUGAUUUCACCAUGGCGGAACUGAUGCAGGAAGCUGCCAAGCUGGCCGGGGCAUUGGAUAUCUUGCACGACCAUCUCCAGGGCGAGCACCCGCGUCGCUUUUGCCAUCGAGACCUGAAGCCCGCCAACAUCCUCGUCUUUCUCGAUCGCGAUUCCCUGGAUUUCCCUCGGGUCGGAAAAUGGAAGAUUACAGACUUUGGUCUUUCCGUCAUCAACUCCCAGGAACGGCCGAUCCCCAUGGAAGAGUUCGUCACUCAGACCGACAACCAGCAGGUGUGGGUGGAAGGGGCCUACCAGGCUCCUGAGGUGUUUCAACGGACUGCAUCAGGCCGGCGAAGCGACAUCUGGUCUUUCGGAUGUAUCUUGGUUCGCAUACUUGCUUUUAAGCUAGACGGAAUCCAGGGACUCCGUAGGUUAGAUGAACGUCGUGGUAAAGCCGCUGACGGGGUAUCGAACUACGUGGAUGAUUACUUCAACCGAGGAGAGCCCCGUAUCCUGAACCCUCAUAUUGAAGAGUGGAUCAACGGGCUUCCCAAUCGAUGUGAAGAGUACAGUGAGGGAUUCAAGGAAGGCUGUCGGAAAAUCCUGCUGAAGAUGCUGAAGAUCGACAAGGAGGAGCGACCAACGGCCAGCGAGGUUGCAUUUGAACUGCAAGGCCUGCAGCAAUUGAGCCUUGUACUUCGCCCACGAGACGACUCGAUAUCGGUGCAUACUUCAGGCAGUUCGACGUUGCCGCCUCGCUCGUCCGUUUCCGAUCCGCCAUCGUGGCCCCAGUCUUCCGGCUCUAAUUUGCGAUCUUGCUUCACGUCUUCGCCGGAGCAUCUUGUCAGCGAGAUUGAGAAUCACCACGAAGCAGGGGUGCAGGUGAUCCUAAACGGUCAUGUUGACGUCGAGAGAAAUGUCAGGAAUGACAGGCCACUAAUCCACGCAAUCAACCAUGACUUCCCGGAGGGGGUGGAUCAGCUGCUUCGAUAUCGACAAGGCGUCAACAUAGAGAAGCGGGACAGUAAAGGCAACACACCGCUUGGGCUCGCGGUGAAACAAGGAAACCUGCGUAUAGUCAAUCUCCUCCUGAAUGCCGGCGCAUGUGUCAAUGCCGUGUCCCAGCAUGGCAUCACUCCCAUUAUGACCGCUGCGCGCAAUGGGGAUAUAAUAAUUUUCCAAACGCUCUUGGACAGAGGGGCCGAUUGUACGACUUACUCCGAGGUCGGAUUGACAUGUCUCCAUUACGCUACGUACAGCGAGACUGGCGCAGACAUUAUCCGAAUCUUAGUCGCAAAAAAAUUCAACGGCGCUGAUGUUCCUCGAAAAGGAUCGAACGGAGAGAUGCCACUGCUAACUCUCAUCAAGAACUACGCCGAUAGAGACAGCUGGUGGGAGAGAUUCGGAGCUCUGAUUAAUGAUGGGAAAGCCGACGUAAAUCAGGGCGAUGUUCAAGGCGUGACGCCACUCUCUUUGACUGUCGAUGAACAGAACCCGAGGUUGUUUAGGCGACUGAUCCAGCUGGGAGCCUCAAUGGAAGGUAUUGCUAUCCCGAGGUCUCUACGGACAGACAUGGCGGAGGCCGUGCGGUGGGCUCAACAGCAGGAUCAUCAAGGCUCUCGAAGGAGAUCCCGGAGGAUGAGUUCGUUUUUGCGAUGA